Messenger RNA from Seminavis robusta, 381 nucleotides. The record is from the annotation of a GenBank genome assembly. NCBI's taxonomy places the organism in Eukaryota, Bacillariophyta, Bacillariophyceae, Naviculales, Naviculaceae.
AUGCAAGGUGCCGCAAAAACCAAUAUCGAAGGCGUCGAUGUCCUCAUUGUGUCUGCCAGCUAUGGACGGAGCAAGGAAAGUAGGCUUUUCCUGGUGAACUUUGACGAAUGCAGCGAAGAAGACGCUCCCAUGGAUGACGAAAUGAAACGAAAGAAGAUCAUGUACCCUCCUGGGAUGGAGGAUGUCCAUGUUUCCCCCACAUCUGAGUAUGUCUGGUUCCUCACCGAAUUUGGUAAGAAGGAACGACUCCCCUUCACUCCUGGCGCGAAGAAUCGACGUGUGACCUUUGCAAUCAAGAAAAGUAAGAUUGUUGAUUUGCUUGGUGUGGAAGCCGACUCUAGCGACUCCAGCGACUCCAGCGACUCUGGCGAAGGUGAGUAG